AUGUAUGGAAGUGCUCGAUCAGUAGGGAAAGUGGAACCAAGCAGCCAGAGUCCUGGGCGAUCACCGAGGCUUCCUCGAUCUCCUCGAUUAGGUCAUCGGCGAACAAAUAGUACAGGAGGGAGUUCUGGAAACAGUGUUGGAGGUGGCAGUGGGAAAACCCUUUCAAUGGAGAAUAUACAGUCCUUAAAUGCUGCCUAUGCUACAUCUGGCCCUAUGUAUCUAAGUGACCAUGAAAACAUGGGUUCAGAAACACCUAAAAGCACCAUGACACUUGGCCGUUCUGGGGGACGCCUGCCUUAUGGUGUUAGGAUGACUGCGAUGGGCAGUAGCCCCAAUAUAGCAAGCAGCGGGGUUGCUAGCGAUACCAUAGCAUUUGGAGAACAUCACCUCCCUCCUGUUAGUAUGGCAUCCACUGUACCUCACUCUCUUCGUCAGGCAAGAGAUAACACCAUCAUGGAUCUGCAGACACAGCUAAAGGAAGUAUUAAGAGAAAAUGAUCUCUUGAGGAAGGAUGUGGAAGUAAAGGAAAGCAAAUUAAGUUCUUCGAUGAAUAGCAUCAAGACCUUUUGGAGUCCAGAGCUGAAGAAAGAGCGAGCCUUGAGAAAAGAUGAAGCUUCCAAAAUCACCAUUUGGAAGGAGCAGUACCGAGUUGUGCAGGAAGAAAACCAGCACAUGCAGAUGACAAUCCAGGCUCUUCAGGAUGAGCUUCGGAUUCAGAGGGACUUGAAUCAGCUGUUUCAGCAAGAUAGCAGCAGUAGGACUGGAGAGCCUUGUGUGGCAGAGCUGACAGAGGAGAACUUCCAGAGGCUGCACACUGAGCAUGAGCGGCAAGCCAAAGAGCUGUUCCUUUUGCGGAAGACCCUGGAGGAGAUGGAGCUGCGAAUUGAAACGCAGAAGCAAACUCUAAGUGCUCGGGAUGAGUCCAUUAAGAAGCUUCUGGAGAUGUUACAGAGCAAAGGGCUUUCUGCCAAAGCCACAGAGGAAGACCACGAAAGAACAAGGCGGCUGGCAGAGGCAGAGAUGCACGUCCACCACCUAGAAAGUCUUUUGGAGCAAAAGGAAAAAGAGAAUAAUAUGUUGAGAGAGGAGAUGCAUCGGAGAUUUGAGAAUGCCCCUGAUUCUGCCAAAACAAAAGCCUUGCAAACCGUCAUUGAGAUGAAGGAUUCAAAAAUUUCUUCCAUGGAGCGUGGACUCCGAGACCUGGAAGAGGAAAUUCAGAUGCUGAAAUCAAAUGGGGCUUUGAGUACCGAAGAACGGGAAGAAGAAAUGAAGCAAAUGGAGGUGUAUAGGAGCCACUCCAAAUUCAUGAAAAAUAAGGUAGAACAACUGAAGGAGGAACUAAGUUCGAAAGAGGCUCAAGGGGAGGAGCUGAAAAAGAGAGCUGCUGGUCUUCAGUCUGAGAUUGGGCAGGUGAAACAAGAGUUGUCCAGAAAGGACACUGAACUGCUAGCCUUACAAACAAAGCUAGAAACUCUCACGAACCAGUUCUCAGACAGUAAGCAACAUAUUGAGGUGCUAAAGGAGUCUCUCACUGCUAAGGAACAAAGGGCUGCCAUCCUGCAGACUGAGGUGGAUGCUCUUCGAUUGCGUUUGGAAGAAAAGGAGACGAUGCUGAAUAAAAAAACCAAACAAAUUCAAGAUAUGGCUGAGGAGAAGGGUACACAAGCUGGUGAGAUACACGACCUCAAGGACAUGCUGGAUGUGAAGGAACGGAAGGUCAAUGUUCUUCAAAAGAAGAUUGAAAAUCUCCAGGAACAACUGAGAGAUAAAGAGAAGCAGAUGAGCAGCUUGAAAGAGCGAGUCAAGUCUCUGCAGGCGGACACCACCAACACAGACACAGCACUAACGACCUUGGAGGAGGCUCUUGCAGAGAAAGAACGGACAAUUGAAAGACUAAAGGAGCAGCGGGACAGAGAUGAGCGAGAGAAGCAAGAGGAGAUUGAUACCUACAAAAAGGAUCUUAAAGACUUGAAAGAGAAAGUCAGCCUGUUGCAAGGAGACCUCUCAGAGAAGGAGGCUUCUCUUCUGGAUCUCAAAGAACAUGCUUCUUCCCUGGCUUCCUCAGGACUGAAAAAGGACUCACGGCUCAAGACCCUAGAAAUUGCUCUUGAGCAAAAGAAGGAAGAGUGCCUGAAAAUGGAAUCGCAGCUGAAGAAGGCUCAUGAAGCAACAUUGGAAGCCAGAGCCAGUCCAGAGAUGAGUGAUCGAAUACAGCAAUUAGAGAGAGAGAUUGCCAGGUACAAAGAUGAAUCCAGCAAGGCCCAGACAGAAGUUGACCGCCUCUUGGAAAUCUUGAAAGAAGUGGAAAAUGAGAAGAAUGACAAAGAUAAGAAGAUAGCUGAAUUAGAGAGUCUCACUUCAAGGCAAGUGAAAGACCAGAAUAAGAAGGUUGCAAAUCUGAAGCACAAGGAGCAGGUGGAGAAGAAGAAGAGUGCGCAGAUGCUCGAGGAGGCCCGGAGACGGGAGGACAGUCUGAGUGACAGCUCCCAGCAGCUGCAGGACAGUCUUCGUAAGAAGGAUGACAGGAUUGAAGAGCUGGAAGAAGCACUGAGAGAAAGUGUGCAGAUAACUGCAGAGCGUGAAAUGGUGCUGGCACAAGAGGAAUCAGCCAGGACCAGUGCUGAGAAACAGGUGGAAGAACUGUUGAUGGCCAUGGAGAAGGUGAAGCAGGAACUGGAGUCCAUGAAAGCUAAGCUGUCCUCCACUCAGCAGUCCCUGGCAGAGAAGGAGACACAUCUCACCAACCUCCGGGCAGAGAGAAGGAAGCACCUAGAGGAAGUUCUGGAGAUGAAGCAAGAAGCUCUUCUGGCUGCCAUUAGUGAAAAGGAUGCUAACAUAGCUCUUUUAGAGCUUUCGUCCUCCAAGAAAAAGACCCAAGAAGAAGUGGCUGCGCUGAAACGGGAGAAGGACCGCCUGGUGCAGCAACUCAAACAACAGACACAAAAUCGAAUGAAACUAAUGGCUGACAACUAUGAGGAUGACCACUUCAAAUCCUCCCGUUCCAAUCAGACGAACCAUAAGCCCUCCCCAGACCAGAUCAUCCAGCCCCUCUUAGAACUUGACCAAAAUAGAAGCAAGUUAAAGUUGUAUAUUGGACACCUGACAGCCCUCUGCCAUGACCGCGACCCCUUAAUCCUUCGUGGACUCACUCCACCAGCUUCUUAUAAUGCAGAUGAUGACCAGGCAGCUUGGGAGAAUGAGCUGCAGAAGAUGACCCAGGAGCAGCUUCAGAGUGAGCUGGAGAAAGUGGAAGGGGACAAUGCAGAGCUGCAGGAGUUCGCUAACACCAUUCUUCAGCAGAUUGCUGAUCACUGCCCUGACAUCCUUGAGCAAGUUGUCAAUGCCCUGGAAGAGUCUUCCUGAUAUGCUCCAAGGAAGGUGAUCAAGGAGCCAGAAAGGAGAACCUGAGCAGCAGGUGUCUGAGCCGCCUCUGUACCAGACCCUGCCAUCUGGAGGUGCGAACCCGGCCCAUCUGUGUCUGUCGCCAUACUCUGCCUUCUGCUUUGAAUGUUGUCUCUGCACAAAUCUCCUUGGUCUCCAUGAAGAACUGCCCUUGUCAUCAGCAGCAGAGAGCUGGGGAGGCCGGCACUCUGCCCUUCCAGGAACAGGAAGCCAGAAGCCCAUCCGGCUCAUCUGGAGUCCACACAGAGUUCUGUGCUUUGAGAGCUCAGUGCUGACGCACUGGAAUGUGUGCUUUCUCCUCAGAGGGUAGAGAAGGAGGGAGCAGGAGGCCAUGGAUGAAGAGAAGAGCGCUUCUCUGCAUGCCCCUCAUGUUUACCAACCUUGCUUGCUGUCAUGACCAUCAGGUAGAGGCAGCUUAGCUCUCAGGCAGCUGUGAACCCUGGCCUGUUGCCUGUCUCACCUACACUGCUGUCUGAUGACAGGAGGGUCAUGUACACAGUGGUCACCCAGUUCACUCUUGCUAAGACCUUUGACCUUCCCAUACUUGACUGUUAGGUUAAAUGUCUGACCUGAAGAGAAGAGGGUUUAACAUGAAGGGCCCUGUUGUCAUUGCUUGCAGCUUUGCUCCUCAAGAGAAGAUGUCCCAUAGGGCCAUGCUGAUUCCUCCCAAACAUCACCCACAAUGCUGUCUUCUCCCUCCACCCUGCCCCAAGCUACUGUAGAACAGGGGUUACUAGAGUGUGUGAUCUACUACCCACCUUCUCAGCUCUACUCUUAAGGUUCAGCCUUAGAGUCACAGCCUCGUGUCCUGCCUAAAAGCUUCUUUUGGAACAACUGAGUUUAUCUUAUCUUAUACACAUUCUUUCCUCUAUUCAUUCAUUCAAAAAACAUUAUGAAAUGCCUUCUGUGUACACUUAAGUGUGUGAGGCACCCAUCUUUGGAAAAGCCUCUGAUAGGGAGAAGUGUGGGGAUCCUGUAAGGUGCGCUCAUUUGAAUCAUAGUGGUGAAAGCAGACCUUCUCCUUCCCAGACCAGCAUCCUUUGUUCCCACUGUUGAUUCAUCAGUGGGCUUGAGUGGCUGAGCCAUGUCUUUGCCUGCAAGGUCCCAUUUGGCAGUUCAGGAUCUUUGCUGUCAGUGUUGUUACCCUGAAAGGUAUUCUGUACCUGUCCAUUUGUGUCAGCUGACUGGUUAACACAUGUAUACACACCCUGUGGAUUUGGCCAGCGCCACGCUGAAACCAGGUGCAGAGGACAGCUAUCACAAGCAGGCUCUGAGAAAAAGACAGUGCAGCACACAUCUAGUCCUUUGUUCCUGAGGCAGACACCUGGUGCUACCAUCUUCUGAUGGGGCUGCUGAAGUCUUUUGCCUUGUGUUCCCUCCUCUCUGCCCUCUACACUCUCAAAAGAAUUUAAUGCUACCUGUAAAUCCCUCAUGGCCCUCAACUGAGGACAGUCACAUCCCUGUUUCCCUUCUUCCCUGCCAUAAAGUGUUCCCUUGUGUGAGAUGCUGAGGAGUGUUCCUCACGGGGGUUGAAUGGACUCUGUCAUGAACCUCAAUGAGACACUUUCAGAGAUCUCCCUCUGGCCAGGAACAUGGAGAUGUGGCCAGAAAUGAGGAUCAUUGCUGCUCAAUUCUCUCAGUUCUUUUUAUCGUCCCCUCCAUAGGUCCUGUAGAAGACCCCAGUGUUUCAGGAUAGGGAAGUUAGAAUCUGAGUUUAUGCCCAAAACGUAAGGAACCACCACCUAGUAACAGCUUCUCAGGCUACUGAUGCUGUCCGGCUCUUCUCCAGCUGCUCUGGGAGGUACCACACCAGGCAGGUGUCCUUGGUAUUUGUUAGCAAGGGUUACUGUCUGCCACUCGUUACCUUUUCAUUCUCUACUCUAAAACUUUUCUCCAUCAGGUCCCUCCAGAGAGGCUUCAGGAGGCUUCUGGGCCACAUGCUUGUUGGGAAGGCAAGUUUGUAAGGCAGACAUUAUCUGAUCUCUGCACCUUAACAAGGGGAUUUCCUCCUUGGGACUCAAAAGCUUCCAGAGGCUGUGGAGCUAAAAUUGAACCAUAAACAUGGUCUUUGUGUUAGGGGAAGUUAAUAGGUUAUCUGGCAUUCGAAUCUUACUGACUUUAUGUCAUUCAUUGGGCCAAUAAUUACUAAAUACAUAUCUGCCAUUGCACUAAGACAUGUCAUCCCAUGACUGUCUUCAUGCACUUAUGUUACUCAAGGCAUCUGGCCUUGAGAGCUCACUGAGGGUUGGUUAGGAUCAUCCCCAUCACUUCAUUCCAUUGUCAAACCUCAUACACUUUGCACCUAAACACCCCUGCCCCAAAUGAAGGUCAUUGUGAGGGUGACAGUAAGAAAUGAGGACUGGAAACCAACCUGGGGCUCCUAGCUAAAGCAGCACCAUAUGAGCCCGGUGUCCUUAAGGAGGCCUUGUCCCAGGUCUCCAUUGACUGACUGGUGUCACAUCGGAAUGGGAUUAGCAAGGACUUAAAGACCAUUAAAGAUGGAGAAGUCGGAGUGGGCUUCAGCAACUGGAGAUGUGGAGGGUGUGCUCCAGUUCCCGUCAGCCUUUCUUCUCACACAUCUUCCUGAAGUCUGAGCGUACCUCUUCCUCACCUGUGGGCCUUAGAAAAUGUAGGAAAGCAGACUGAACUGGAACCACCGACAGCGGGUUUGCUGGUCAUGCUGUGGCUGGCCACAUCCCAUCCAUGUGUUUGGCUUCCUGGGAAGAAUAUGUUGGCUCACUUUCUCCCUCGCGAGAAAUGAAGUCAACGCAGAUGGUUCUCACGUGCUACUGUCCUGCCCCUCCACUGUUGACGCUGGGAUUGAUUUGGCAUCACACCCUCCUGUUUGACUGAAGCACAGGCCCACUGGCCUCCCUCCAGGUCUUUGAAGAAGAGCCAAAGCAAGGCUAUGUAGAAUGUGACACUCACAGGCCUAAGUCCCAGCAGGCCCCAUGUCAACAGGACCGGUAACUCUCAAGUCUGCCUCCCCAGCCUCACCUCCUGCCUGCAGAGUCCAGAGCUGAGGAAAAGGAGCAAGAAGGAUGAGGCUGCGCCACAGGCCUGUUGGGCACCCUCCGUCACUGCCAGUCUCAGAGCUUUUGACCGUUCAAAUACAUGUUCCCUCUCGUGAACCAAGACAAUGUUCAGGGAUGAAGAAAAGAUGCGGCCUGGGAUCCUUCUGAACAAAAUGGCUAUCUGUACACUUUUUAAACAAAACUUUCCAAACUUUUUAGUGUCAAAAUGGUAACCAAGUGUCUCUUGAUUCUUCCCACUGUGUUUGUCAAGUGCUGUGACCCUAUUGUAGGUAUUUCUCCUCCUGCCUCUUUUAAGGGAGAAGUGAUUGUAGGGGUUGAUUUUUGGGGGAGCGGGUUAUCUGUCCCGUCCCGCUACCUCUUGUCUCUCUGCUUGUUGAUAUUGUCUGUGUGAUUCAGAGAACUGGGGCAGUUACAUUGUGUCCAUUGUUGAGAAUAUUAAAAUAUUAAAAAGUAGUUAUAGAACUGAAAAAUUAAAGAGCUGUGUUUUUAAAAAUGCAAUCCCAUAAAUAAUCAUGUUAACAAAGGAAUUCAAGCUAUGGGCAGCCUAGCUCCUCCCCCUCCAGGUUGGUGAGGUGGUAGCCAAGCCAGCCCUUGGGAAACACUACCACACUUGAGGUAGGUGAUUGCCUGGGAACAAGAGACACCUGCUCAGUGGAGAAAUGAGAAUCUGGGCCUCAAAGCCUCUCAGUUGUGUCAGGGUUUUCUAUACAUCCUCAGGACCUCUGAGUAGAGACUUCAAAGCUGGUGACCCCAGAACCACCCUCACCCUCACUUUGGAUCAAGCCUUGUGUGCCUAAUGCUGUGUGGUAACCUGGACUUGGGCCUGCUUGCCAGGCCACAGGACCUCUUCCUGCCCACUUGGUGCUAUUUCAUCGUGACCAUCCAACAGGGCAGCCUGGUCUCCAGAGCCUGCAGCCAGUGCCAUGGGUGGCCCUCAGAGCCUGGCUCUCUCUAGUUUCAGAUUCUAGAUUCUUCCCUUUGAAGCUUUUUAGACCCAAACCCCCUUGGCUCCAGAAAUACCAGAGUUAAGAAAGGAACUGAGCCAGGCUGAGGCAAGGAGAUCCACCUAUGCCACAGUGAGCACAACAGCCCAGCCCCUCUUCCCGGCCACACCAGUGUUACAUCCAUCCUUUAAAGCAUAUGGUCCCACCUGAGGCAUGUACCAUCCCUUGGGCAGGUGGGCCGCCCAGUGCAGACCAGAAACUUCAGCUUUAUUCUGCACCCCUACUUCAGAAGAGGCAUGUUGCACUUUAGUGGGGAGCCCAGAAUACUGGGCACUGGCUUCCUGUAGCUUGAGUCCCUGUAGAUAGCAGUGGUGGCAGUCUGAUGGCUUGUGUGAAGCAGCUGCAACUGCUGUCCUCAACUGUGCACAUGCGUGCAGUUACUAGCGUCGAAUUGCCGGCCUGAUGGUGACAUUACAAAGACAUUGUGCUCUGUUCAACUUUGCCUUGGUAAUUAUUGUAAACACUUUGUUCAAGUUUUUUUUUCUUUUUUAUUCACGAACUAAAUCCAUCAGGAAAUUAUAAACUUAUUUAAAAACUG
Messenger RNA from Cricetulus griseus (Chinese hamster), 7979 nucleotides. NCBI's taxonomy places the organism in Eukaryota, Metazoa, Chordata, Mammalia, Rodentia, Cricetidae. The record is from RefSeq and is a predicted model, not a curated record.